Messenger RNA from Dipodomys ordii (Ord's kangaroo rat), 1333 nucleotides. RefSeq names its product proteasome (prosome, macropain) 26S subunit, non-ATPase, 4 (gene Psmd4). The transcript is spliced from 10 exons. The coding region runs from base 68 to 1210 and encodes 380 amino acids. Gene Ontology annotation, cellular component: cytosol; nucleus; proteasome regulatory particle, base subcomplex. NCBI's taxonomy places the organism in Eukaryota, Metazoa, Chordata, Mammalia, Rodentia, Heteromyidae. Gene Ontology annotation, biological process: proteasome-mediated ubiquitin-dependent protein catabolic process. The record is from RefSeq and is a predicted model, not a curated record. Gene Ontology annotation, molecular function: polyubiquitin modification-dependent protein binding.
GGCCAAUUGAAGAAGCUGUUGUUCAGCAGUUCCCGAGAGCCGGUCGGGAAGGGAGCGAAGUGGCAAGAUGGUGUUGGAGAGCACCAUGGUUUGUGUGGACAACAGUGAGUAUAUGCGGAACGGGGACUUCUUGCCAACCCGGCUGCAGGCCCAACAGGACGCUGUCAACAUAGUAUGUCACUCAAAGACCCGCAGCAACCCCGAAAACAACGUGGGCCUCAUCACACUGGCCAAUGACUGUGAAGUGCUGACCACGCUCACCCCUGACACUGGGCGAAUCCUCUCCAAGCUCCACACAGUCCAGCCUAAGGGCAAGAUCACCUUCUGUACUGGCAUCCGCGUGGCCCACCUGGCUCUGAAGCACCGGCAGGGCAAGAAUCACAAGAUGCGCAUCAUUGCCUUUGUGGGAAGCCCCGUGGAGGACAACGAGAAGGAUCUGGUGAAACUAGCCAAACGCCUCAAGAAAGAGAAAGUGAAUGUUGACAUCAUCAAUUUUGGGGAAGAGGAGGUGAACACGGAGAAGCUGACGGCCUUUGUGAACACAUUGAAUGGCAAAGAUGGGACCGGCUCCCAUCUCGUCACCGUGCCUCCGGGGCCUAGCUUGGCCGAUGCCCUCAUCAGUUCUCCGAUUCUGGCUGGCGAAGGUGGUGCCAUGCUGGGUCUUGGUGCCAGUGACUUUGAAUUUGGAGUGGAUCCCAGUGCUGACCCUGAGCUGGCCCUGGCCCUUCGUGUUUCUAUGGAGGAGCAGCGGCAGCGGCAGGAGGAAGAGGCGCGGCGGGCUGCUGCAGCCUCUGCAGCUGAAGCUGGAAUUGCUGCUACUGGGGCUGAAGGUGAAAGAGACUCAGAUGAUGCGCUGCUGAAGAUGACCAUCAACCAGCAGGAGUUUGGACGCCCAGGGCUUCCUGACCUAAGCAGCAUGACUGAGGAGGAGCAGAUCGCCUAUGCCAUGCAGAUGUCCCUACAGGGAGCAGAGUUUGGUCAGGCAGAAUCAGCUGACAUUGAUGCCAACUCGGCCAUGGACACAUCAGAGCCAGCCAAGGAGGAGGAUGAUUAUGAUGUGAUGCAGGACCCCGAGUUCCUUCAGAGCGUCCUAGAAAACCUGCCAGGUGUGGAUCCCAACAAUGAGGCCAUCCGAAAUGCCAUGGGCUCCCUGGCCUCCCAGGCCACCAAGGAUGGCAAGAAGGACAAGAAGGAGGAAGAGAAGAAAUGAGACUGGAGGAGAAUGGGCAGCCGAGACUGCCAGGGGACUGCGUAGUGUGGGUGGAUUAUAGAGUUAGAUAUGCUAUCUGCAACCUUUCCAACCUAAAUAAAGCUUGGCAAGUUUGUUUUUUCC